GUUGCAAGGACCAAGCAAUUCCGGUCCACCGAGAAAACCGCGUGAUUUUAUCCCAGAAGCAUGUUUGGCUACGUUUCGGAAGCUUUUUCUCAAAGGUAACUUUUGUUAAGCUUGGCCAGCUCUAUUGCAACAACCCAGAGAAUCUAACAAAAUUAAGACUAUUCAGAGGGCUUAUCACGACAGAGUAUAGAUGGCCAGAAUGCGGACUUUUUAUCGGGUGUAAAGUUUAGCAGUUGAUAAACAAAUGAUUAGAAGUUGAGGAAUUUUUCAUUUGUCUGUAUUAAACAUGGCAAGCAAUGUAGUAGAUGCCUCCCCCAGUGUGCCUUCCAACAUUCUUCUUGUUACUGCAAAAUUCAUAUUUGAAACAGUAGAUUCUGCCAGACGAGCUGUCGUUCAGAAGGAGAAUUUCGAAAAAUUCUCAUCCCACUUGGAAAGGACUGCUUUUUUCCUUAAAGAACUCUCCAUGUUUGAACUAAAUGAUUUUGAGAGAUUACAUGGUGUCAUUGAGGAUCUUAAUCUGGAGAUAAAAGUCGCCAAGCAACUAGCGUCUGAAUGCAGAAACCGGAACAAAAUUUAUCUCUUCUUAAAUAGCCAGAAAAUCAUAGAUGAAAUAGAGAAAAGCACAAAGAAUAUAAGUAGGCUCAUGAGCCUCUUUACUCCAGAAUCUUUGAACGUUUCAUCAGAAAUAACUGAACAGUUAAGGACACUUUGCAAGAACAUGUUAGAUGCUGAAUACCAACCAGCUGCCAUAGAGGAAGAAAUUUUGCAGAAGAUUGAAAGAGGAAUAGAAGAGAGAAACGUUGAUCGAUCUUACUCGAAUAAUUUGCUCAUUUGUAUUGCUGACUCUGUUGGAAUCUCAAGUGAGCACUCUGAAAUUAAGGCAGAAUUUGAAAAUUUUAAGAAUGAAAUGGAGAACAAUGAGUUAAGGUCCGAUUGGACAGAGGAUUUACGGAUGGAACAGAUCAUACUAUUGCUUGGUAAGGCAGAUAUGGUUAUGACUCCUAAAGAAAAAGAGACGAAGUACUUUAACAAACGUAAUUCCUUGGGUCGGCAGCUGUUGGAACCUCUUCAAUCAUUUUAUUGUCCAAUAACCGGGGAUGUCAUGGAGGAUCCAGUUGAGACUUCCUCUGGCCAUUCUUUUGAGCGAACAGCAAUUCAGAAGUGGUUAGAAGACGGACAUGACCUCUGCCCGCUAACUAAGACUCCCUUGAACAAAUUGUCGCUGCGGCCCAACAGAACUCUUCACCAAUCCAUUGAAGAGUGGAGAAAUCGAAACACCAUGAUUAGCAUUGCUUCCAUGAAACCCGAAAUCCAGUCGAGCAAUGAGGAAGAAGUACUUCAAUGUUUGGAGAAGCUGCAUGACUUUUGCAUAGGAAGUGAGUUGCACCGAGAAUGGAUGGUAAUGGAGGAUUAUAUACCAAUUAUCACAGGUCUUCUCUGUACAAAAAGUCACGAAAUAAGACUUCUUGCUUUAACUAUCCUUUACUGCCUUGCAAAGGAUGCUGAUGAUAACAAGGAAAGAAUUGCAAAAGUAGAUGAUGGGAUCAAAUAUAUUGUUCGGUCACUUGCACGUAAAAUUGAAGAAAGCACGAUGGCACUUAAAUUGCUUUUAGAAUUAUCAAGAAGCAGUGAGGUUAUGAACUUCAUCGGGAAUGUUCAGGGCUGCAUACUUCUACUUGUAACUUUGGUGAAUAGCGAUGACACACAAGCAGCAAAAUAUGCUCAGGAGGUUUUGGAUAAUCUUGCAUUCCUAGAUCAGAAUGUUAUACAAAUGGCGAACGCAAAAUAUUUUGGACCUCUAUUGCAGCGUCUUUGUGAAGGACCCAUAAGCACACAGAUGAUCAUGGCAGAAACCUUGGCCGAUAUGGAGCUGACAGAUCACAACAAGAUCGAUCUCUUUAGAAAUGGGGCACUGAAGCCACUCCUUCAAAUGCUCGUCCUUGAUGCUGAAGAGUACAAGGCAGUAGCAGUUAAAGCUCUUGAGAACCUCUCAAGUGUAGCACAAAAUGGUUUGCAGAUUAUCAGAGAAGGGGCUACACAGCCACUGUUUGAACUUCUCUUUUGUCAUACCUUAACGUUACCAAAAUUGCGUGAACGGGUAGCAAUAAUUUUCAUGCAUCUAUCUAUAUCAACCACUGUCCAAGAGGCUUCUGAGGAUCAGGUUUUGCUUUUGGAAACUGAGGAGGAUGUUUUCAAACUAUUUUCGCUUAUUUCAUUGUCUGGACCUAAUAUGCAACAAACGCUCCUCAGCACCUUCCUUGAAAUAUGCAAAUCCCCUUCCGGUUUUAAUAUCAGGACUACCUUGAGACAGAUCUCUGCCGUUAAAGUAUUGGUCCAGUUAUGCGAACUUGAUGACCAUGUUGUGAGGGUAAGUGCAGUGAAAUUGUUCCAUUAUCUUACAGAAGAUGGGGAUCACAGCACCUUCUCAGAGCACGUGAACACGAGAUGUAUUGAGACAUUGGUAAAAAUUGUUAGAACUUCCCAUGAUGAGGACGAGAUUGUUGCAGCCAUGGGCAUAAUCUCAAAUCUUCCUCGAGAUUUUCAGAUGUCUCAGCAGCUUUUAGACCUUGGUGCACUUGAAAUCAUCUUUGAUUGCCUCACUUAUAGAAAUACUCAUGCUUCAUAUAAAAAAGAAGUCACUGAGAAUGCUGCUCGAGCCCUUUCCCGGUUCACCGUCUCGACAAAUCCCGAUUGGCAGAAGAGAGUAGCUGGAGGAGGCACUAUUCCAGUUCUGGUGAGUUUAUUGGCCUCUGGAACUUCAUUGACUAAGCAAAAUGUAGCCGUUUCGCUUAAGCAGUUUUCAGAAAGUUCUAGCAACUUAAGCAAGCCAGUGAAAAACACUGGGACAUUCAGUUGUUGCUUUAAGCCUCCAGAAUCUAGCUGCCCCAUACACCGCGGUAUCUGUACUGUUGAGUCGUCAUUUUGUCUUCUGGAGGCUAAUGCUGUUAAACCCCUUGUGAUGGUUCUUGGGGAGCCAGAUUCUGGUCCCUGUGAAGCUUCAUUGGAUGCAAUUUUAACCUUAAUUGAUGGUGAAAAACUUCAGAAUGGUGUUAAAGUUGUUGAGGAGGCCAAUGGUUUGGUUCCCAUUAUUAAGCUGUUGAAUUCACCCUGCACUAGAUUACAGGAAAAAUCUCUGGAGGUUUUACAGAGAAUUUUUAGAAUUUUUGAAUUUAAACAAAAAUAUGGGAAUUCUGCUAAGAUGUCAUUAGUGGACAUCACUCAAAGAGGAUCAAGUAAUGCAAAAUCUUUGGCUGCCAAAAUUCUCUCUCAGUUGAAUGUACUUCAUGAACAGUCUUCAUUUUUUUGAUUGUGAUAUUGAAAUGAAGGUACAUAUUUAAUUAUUUACAUGAACAUCAAGAACAAAUUUAGAGCAAAUGUAAUUGUCCCUUUAUUAGUUGCAUUGUCUGUUGGAAAAUUGAUACUGUAUUUUAUACA
This is a messenger RNA of Olea europaea var. sylvestris, 3435 nucleotides long. Its product is annotated as U-box domain-containing protein 43-like. Gene Ontology annotation, molecular function: protein binding; ubiquitin-protein transferase activity. The record is from RefSeq and is a predicted model, not a curated record. Lineage: Eukaryota; Viridiplantae; Streptophyta; Magnoliopsida; Lamiales; Oleaceae. Gene Ontology annotation, biological process: protein ubiquitination. The transcript has 5 exons. Bases 287 to 3307 code for a protein of 1006 amino acids.